Trachemys scripta elegans is the source of this 3070-nucleotide messenger RNA. RefSeq names its product general transcription factor IIIC subunit 4 (gene GTF3C4). Gene Ontology annotation, molecular function: histone acetyltransferase activity; protein binding. Gene Ontology annotation, cellular component: transcription factor TFIIIC complex. Bases 41 to 2458 code for a protein of 805 amino acids. The record is from RefSeq and is a predicted model, not a curated record. Lineage: Eukaryota; Metazoa; Chordata; Testudines; Emydidae. Gene Ontology annotation, biological process: transcription initiation at RNA polymerase III promoter. The transcript is spliced from 6 exons.
CGCGGUGCGCUGCGAGCGGCUUGUGUGAGGCGGCGGCAAGAUGGCGGCGGCGGCGGCAGCUGGAAGUGGGGGGAGUCCUGCGCUGUCCUCGGGAGGGGAAGAGCCACCAGCGGGCCCCGAGUCGCCGGCAGAGGAGGCGGUGUCAGCGGGGCCGAGCGCGGGGUUCCGGCUGACGGCGGUGCGGAGGGAGCCGGCCGUGCGGCUGCAGCACGGCGUGAGCGGGCUGGAGCCGCUGGCCUGGUCUGAGGACCACCGGGUGUCGGUGAGCACGGCCCGGAGCAUCGCCGUGCUGGAGCAGCUCAGCGACAUUCACAGCGGCGGGCAGGAGCUGGUCAUCCACCGCACGGCCGUGCCCGCGCCCGCCGCCGGCUGCCUGCUCAAGGUUGGUUCAAAAAAGGAGGUUGCAGAAUGUAAGGAAAAGUUUGCAAACUCUAAGGAUCCAACUGUUAGUCAAACCUUUAUGCUAGAUAGAGUAUUCAACCCUGAAGGAAAGUCACUACCACCUAUGCGAGGAUUCAAAUAUUCCAGCUGGUCUCCGCUGGGUUGUGAUGCUAAUGGAAGAUGCCUUCUAGCAGCUCUAACAAUGGACAAUAGAUUAACCAUCCAUGCUAAUCUCAACAGACUACAGUGGGUGCAGCUGGUUGAUCUGACAGAAAUGUAUGGGGAGCGUCUGUAUGAAACCAGUUACAAACUUUCUAAGGUUGAGACCCCCAGAGGAGAACUAGGGGACUUUGCAGAAUUUCAGAGACGACAUAGCAUGCAGACUCCAGUCCGUAUGGAGUGGUCAGGUAUCUGCACCACCCAGCAGGUGAAACACAACAAUGAAUGCCGAGAUGUUGGCAGUGUGCUCCUAGCCGUACUCUUUGAAAAUGGAAACAUUGCUGCUUGGCAAUUUCAGCUUCCUUUUGUGGGUAAGGAAUCCAUCACUUCUUGCAAUACCAUAGAGUCAGGAAUAAAUUCCCCUAGCGUCUUGUCUUGGUGGGAAUACGAACACAACAACCGAAAGAUGAGUGGACUCAUUGUAGGGAGUGCUUUUGGACCGGUUAAAAUCCUUCCUGUCAACUUAAAAGCAGUUAAAGGCUACUUCACACUCAGGCAACCUGUUGUCUUAUGGCAAGAAAUGGACCAGUUGCCAGUACACAGUAUCAAAUGUAUUCCUCUCUACCAUCCUUACCAGAAAUGUAGCUGUAGCUUAGUGGUGGCUGCAAGAGGGUCUUAUGUGUUUUGGUGUCUUCUCUUGAUAUCCAAAGCAGGUCUGAAUGUCCAUAAUUCCCAUGUGACAGGGCUUCACUCUUUACCAAUUGUAUCCAUGACUGCGGAUAAACAGAAUGGCACAGUAUACACAUGCUCAAGUGACGGAAAGGUAAGACAACUCAUUCCCAUCUUCACAGAUGUUGCAUUAAAGUUUGAGCAUCAGCUUAUUAAGCUGUCUGAAGUGUUUGGCUCUGUGCGGACUCACGGGAUAGCUGUAAGCCCCUGUGGCGCAUACCUAGCAGUUAUUACAACAGAGGGCAUGACCAAUGGCCUUCACCCUGUAAACAAAAACUAUCAAGUUCAGUUUGUAACUCUCAAAACAUUUGAGGAGGCAGCUGCUCAGCUCUUGGAGUCUUCUGUGCAAAAUCUUUUUAGACAAGUGGACCUGACAGACCUUGUGCGCUGGAAGAUUUUGAAGGAUAAGCAUAUCCCUCAAUUCUUACAAGAAGCCUUGGAUAAAAAGAUUGAGAGCUGUGGAUCCACUUACUUUUGGCGUUUUAAGCUAUUCCUUUUGAGAAUUUUGUACCAGUCAAUGCAGAAAACGCCCUCUGAGGUGAUGUGGAGGCCUUCGCAUGAGGACACAAAAGUAUUAAUAUCGGAUUCCCCUGGAAUGGGCAGUACUGAGGAUGAUCAUCAAGAAGAGGGAACUUCAAAACAGGCCAGCAAGCAGAGUUUGUGUGAAGUGAGCAAAGGAACAGACCCAGAUGACCCAGCAGAUGAUACUCUUGCCCACUCAAGUGACGUAGGAGGACAUGAGCCAAUGGAAGAGAAGCUCCUUGAAAUACAGGCACGAAUUGAAGCAGUAGAAAUGCACUUGACACGGGAACACAUGAAGCGGGUGUUGGGAGAAGUUUACUUGCAUACAUGGAUUACAGAGAACACCAGCAUUCCUACCAGAGGAGUCUGUGAUUUCUUAAUGUCUGAUGAAGGCUAUGAUGACAGAACAGCACGAGUGCUGAUUGGACAUAUCUUAAAGAAAAUGAACAAACAGACUUUCCCAGAGCACUGCAGCUUGUGUAAAGAGAUCCUCCCAUUCACAGAUCGCAAACAGGCGGUCUGCUCCAACGGCCACAUUUGGCUCAGGAAAAUAAAAGGAAAUCAAAUGGCUUAUAGCUUUUCGGAUGGGAGGAUGAAAGAGGAAAAAGUGCUUUUUAACCUACCAGUCCUGCCAGAGUUUGGUAUACAGAAGGUGUCUGCUUCAUGACAGCAUUGCACGGCAUCCAACCCCAGAAGAUCCUGAAUGGAUCAAGAGGUUAUUGCAAGGACCUUGUACUUUCUGUGAUUCUCCUGUGUUCUAGAGAAAGCUGUGGGAAGCUUGAAGACAUUUUCUCUACUGCAUAAAACUCCAUUCAGCCUGGAAGGAGGCAGAAGGUGCAGGAGUAUAUCCAUUGUACUGAAGGAAGAAGACACUGUUCCUAAUCCUGUAAAUAGAACACUUGAAGUUCAAGAAGCUCAGUAGUGUAGUGACCCAUUUCAUACUCCAGAAACGAGAGCAUCCUCUGAAUACCGAGCACAAUGGAGUUUAUGGAACGAUUUUGAGGCAACCACGGACCCUGUUAAAGCAUCAGCAUUUGAUUGGAUACAUUUCCUUUUAUUGAAAGAUCAGAAAUCUGAGAAGCAGGCAGCCUGAACUCUGUCUCUGGUGCAAACUGGAUGCUUUUCUCAAGGGUGAGAGCAUCCCGAUCUGGCAGAAUGCAGGAGGCAAUUCUUGAACAGGCUUGGUGGGAAGAGAGGGCUUCAGUCUGCAGUGCUCCUUUGUUUGCUUAAUCAGUACUGGCACUCGCUGUACCACAGAACAUUAAACUAUCAGAAAUAA